Messenger RNA from Cylicostephanus goldi, 417 nucleotides. NCBI's taxonomy places the organism in Eukaryota, Metazoa, Nematoda, Chromadorea, Rhabditida, Strongylidae. The record is from the annotation of a GenBank genome assembly.
AUGGAUUUUCAAGAUGACGCAGAUAUUCUGUCACGUCUUGGAAUACUAGAAUCAAAAGAAGAAAGUCCUCGUAAGCAUUUCUAUUCGCCUAAAAAAGCAGAUGUAUCAUCAGAAAGAGAUCGAUUUGUUGAAGUCAAUAUUGACGGUUCGGUAGAGGCAAGGUCUGAUUCUGACGAGGAGCCGGUUUUUGAUAGAAACUCUUUAUUGUCCCCUAAUAAAGGUGUAAAAGUGUAUCGAAGGAGGAAUGAAUCGUACACUUGUGUCUACUUGGUCCUCCUGCUAACAUAUGCCGCUGUGGGAGCCAGCUAUCCUCUAGCAUGGGCAGGAUUCCAAUUCGAUAAGAAGAUACCCUUCUCGUUCCUACUUGAAAACAAUGUCGGAUUAUUGAUCGGUUGUUUGACUGAGGUAAUAUGCUAG